UUACUAUGACAAUUACAGUUACUAUGACAAUUUCAGAUACUGUGACAAUAAGAGUUACUAUGACAAUUUCAGUUACUAUGACAAUAAGGGUUACUAUGACAAUUUUAGUUACUAUGACAAUAAGAGUUACUAUGACAAUUUCAGAUUCUAUGACAAUAAGAGUUACUAUGACAAUUUCAGAUACUAUGACAAUAAGAGUUACUAUGACAAUUUUAGUUACUAUGACAAUAAGAGUUACUAUGACAAUAAGAGUUACUAUGACAAUUUUAGUUACUAUGACAAUAAGAGUUACUAUAACAAUUUUAGUUACUAUGACAAUAAGAGUUACUAUGACAAUUUCAGAUUCUAUGACAAUAAAAGUUACUAUGACAAUUUCAGAUACUAUGACAAUAAGAGUUACUAUGACAAUUUCAGUUACUAUGACAAUAAGAGUUACUAUGACAAUUUUAGUUACUAUGACAAUAAGAGUUACUAUGACAAUUUCAGAUACUAUGACAAUAAGAGUUACUAUGACAAUUUCAGAUUAUAUGACAAUAAGAGUUACUAUGACAAUUUCAGAUUCUAUGACAAUAAGAGUUACUAUGACAAUUUCAGAUACUAUGACAAUAAGAGUUACUAUGACAAUAAGAGUUACUAUGACAAUUUCAGAUUCUAUGACAAUAAGAGUUACUAUGACAAUUUCAGAUACUAUGACAAUAAGAGUUACUAUGACAAUUUCAGAUACUAUGACAAUAAGAGUUACUAUGACAAUUUCAGUUACUAUGACAAUAAGGGUUACUAUGACAAUUUUAGUUACUAUGACAAUAAGAGUUACUAUGACAAUUUCAGAUUCUAUGACAAUAAGAGUUACUAUGACAAUUUCAGAUACUGUGACAAUAAGAGUUACUAUGACAAUUUUAGUUACUAUGACAAUAAGAGUUACUAUGACAAUUUUAGUUACUAUGACAAUAAGAGUUACUAUGACAAUUUUAGUUACUAUGACAAUAAGAGUUACUAUGACAAUUUCAAGAUACUGUGA
Molecule: messenger RNA, 1018 nt
Organism: Ruditapes philippinarum (Manila clam)
Lineage: Eukaryota; Metazoa; Mollusca; Bivalvia; Venerida; Veneridae
Product: TBC1 domain family member 5 homolog A-like
Exons: 1
Source: RefSeq, a predicted model, not a curated record